Messenger RNA from Onthophagus taurus, 1909 nucleotides. The record is from RefSeq and is a predicted model, not a curated record. Lineage: Eukaryota; Metazoa; Arthropoda; Insecta; Coleoptera; Scarabaeidae.
AAAAAGAAAUCGUUCUAAAAUUAUCAAAAACCGUUUCCAUACCGGCAUCGAUUUAUUUUAGGUAUCCUAUACAUUCAUUCUGACUCAUUCCUCCUAAACCUUUUUGUGUUUCUGCUACGUGGGUUUAACGGAAAUAAAAAUCCGAAAAAAGAAGUAUUCAAUCUAAGAGUCCUCCUCAAAUGACAAAGACAGUUAAAAACUAAAUUGGAAUGGCAGAUCCACGUAUAAGGACAUUAAAAAUUAAAACUGGCAUUGUGAGAAGAUUAGCGAAAGAAAAGGUAACGUACGAACAAGAAGCUGAUGGUCAAAGGGAACGUAUUGAGCGAAUGAGACGUGAUGGAAAAGACGAAUACGAUGUUAAAAAGCAAGAGGAAGUUUUACAAGAGAGUUUAAUGAUGGUUCCCGACUGUCAACGUCGCCUUGUCAAAGCUUAUGAUGAAUUAAAAAAUAUUCUGAGUUCUGAGCAAGAUUUAAAAGACAAAGAAGAGUAUUUAAAUGCAAUGAGAGUGUUAGAAGAAGCCAGGUUACAGUUACCAAAACCCGGUGAGGUCUUACACAUGUGCUAAAAAGUGAGGUUAAAAACAUUAAAUAUAAUGUCGAAUUAUUACGAUUUUGUUAACCCAACGGCGAAUACAUUCCAUUCGCUCGAUCCGCGUUUAAAUUAUAAUUUAAAUAAUCAAACUAAUAAGGACUCGCUUCUACAUUUUGCCGAAAGUCAAAAUUUUGAUUUAACUUUACCAUUAAAAGAAAUCGUUGAUCAAAAAACCGACGAUGAAUUAUUCAUCGAAACUUGGCUAUCGAAAAUAGGAAAAAUCCAAAUCAAUUUAGAUUCAACAAUAAACAUCACACAAACACAACCAAAAAAAGUAUCACAACCUCUUAUUAAAUCUCCCAUUAAAAUAAGCUCAGCAAAGCAAUCGUUAAAGAAGUGUUUGGAGAUCAUCGCAAAGCUUGAAGAAACCCAACUUGAAUUAAAAUCAAAUGUUGAAACAAUGUCGACAAACGAUUGGAAACGAAAAACUGUUGAAAUUGGAAACUUAAAGCACGAAUUUACCACAUUAAUGGCACAAUUUGAAACUCAUUCUUUAAAACAAUUAAAACGGAUUGUUUCUAAACGCUCUAAAAAACGUUUAGCACAAAAAUCACGAAAAGCUAAUAAAAAAUUGGAAAGAAAUUUGAGGUUAGAAAACCACCGGAAAGCUCAUAAAGAGAUUGACGAUUGGUUGGAAAACAUGAAAGACACAGUCGAACGUGCUAAAGCUGAAGAAAACAUGAAAAAGGAUGCAGAUUGUGUUUUAGCUGAAGUGACUAAAAAGAAAUCGGAUGCUCGAAAACAACUCUCAUUAAUUUCCGCUUUGAUUAAAUUAAGAAUGGUUCGUGAAAAUAUUUGUACACAACGCGGUGAGAAAACUUCCCUUGAAGAUAAAUCUGCUUUUAAUAUUACAACGGAACGCUUAACGAAUAUGUGGGAGGACAUGUCGAAGGUUUACGCAAAAGAAGAACAAGGAUUGAAGGUUAUGUUAGAAAAAAAUGCUUCUGGUGAUCAAUUAAAUGGUCUAAAACGGAGUGAUCAGUUAAUUCGCGAUUGGGAACGAUGCAUUUUUGGACCUAAAUUUGUUCCAAAUCAAGCGUAUUAUGGAUUAACUUCAGCCGAAAAGAACAUGGAAACGUUUAUUGCUAUACGAAAAAGUUGGGACACUUUUCUUGAUAGAAGUAGUGAGGGUGAGGGUGCAAAAAUUCCAAUCGGUUGGGUUUUACCAAAUGAAAACGCUCUGGAUGGAUGGACCAAAUAUUUGUGUGAAGGAAUUUAACUUUUUUUGACAUUUUUUUAUAACUGUUUGCUUUAGUUUUAAAUAUAUGUUACUCAUCUAUUAUUAAUGCGCAUUCAUCAAUAAAAUAUUAAAUACAA